This is a messenger RNA of Parasteatoda tepidariorum (common house spider), 1156 nucleotides long. RefSeq names its product glutathione S-transferase class-mu 26 kDa isozyme 47. NCBI's taxonomy places the organism in Eukaryota, Metazoa, Arthropoda, Arachnida, Araneae, Theridiidae. Gene Ontology annotation, molecular function: glutathione transferase activity. The record is from RefSeq and is a predicted model, not a curated record. Gene Ontology annotation, biological process: glutathione metabolic process.
ACAAGAAAAGUAAAUAUUAUCUGAGAAACAGCUUUCAAGAAAGUUUGAUACUAUAGAUAAGUCAUUUUGACUCGUUAACUUAUAUAAAAGGUUUUUAUCAUUUGAACUCGCGGUAAUACCGUUCUGUCUCUAAUCAAAACGUUCGAAAAAUUAUUCAAUUUUUAAUUCAGCAUGGGCAAGCCAAUUUUAGCUUAUUGGGAUUUAAGAGGUCUUGCUGAACCUAUUAGGUAUUUGCUUCAUUACAAAAAUGUACAAUUUGAAGACAAACGGUACCAGAGAGAUGGUACUUGGGAAAAAGAAAAGUUUACUUUCGACUUGGACUUUCCAAAUUUACCAUACUAUAUGGAUGAUAAAGUGAAGUUAACUCAAAGUACCACUAUUUUAAGGUACUUGGCAAAAAAAUUUGAUUUGGAGGGCAAAAGUGAAGAAGAACGAUUGCGCGUUUCAUUAGCUGAACAACAGAUCCUCGAUUUUCGCCUUGCUUUCUUUAUGACGAUUGCUUCUCCUGAUUUUGAAAAGAAGAAGGAAGAAUAUUUGAAAAAAGUACCGGAUUCCUUAAAAUUGAUUUCAAAUUUCCUUGGAAAUCGAAAGUUUCUGGCUGGGGACAAUGUGACGUAUGUUGAUUUCAUGGCUUAUGACGUAUUUGAAUUCAAUGUUUUCCUUUCAAAGACUAUAUUGGAUGGUUUCCCUAUAUUGAAAGCCUAUCAAGAGCGCAUUCGAAACUUGCCUGAAUUAAAAUCGUAUUUUAGUUCCAUUACUUACAAAAAAUGGCCGAUUGUUGGACCAAGAGCUGUUUGGGGCCAUAGUGGAGAAAUGCCUCAAUGAACUUGGAAAAGAUUUUAUAAACAAGAACAUUUUAUGAUUUUCUCAUAUAACUGCAACAUUAUUUCUAUAUUUUUAAUUUAGUUUUCAAUUGAUUUUCUUGAUUGUGCAUCAAAUAAAAGUAUCAGAAAAAAAGACAGCGUCUUCUACUCAAUACAAAUGAAAAAUAUUCUUCUUUCUAGUUUACUUUAAGAUUGAUGGAAAGAUAUUUGAGAAAUAAAAACCAGAUUUCACUUUCUCUUUGUGUAUCUUCAACAGAGGGAGAAGUCUUUUCCUUCCUCACUGCUUGUAAAAAUGUUUUGUCGAAAUGCGUCAUUAAAUUUCUAUAUUGCUU